ACAGCUGCGGUGACUUACGCUGCUGUGGCUCAGCAAGUGGUUGCUCCUCGAGAAUUGUAGUCGUAAUUUUUUAGAAGCAAGCGUGAUUUUCAGAAGCGCACAUGGCACACGUGAAAUUUAAAUGUGACUUAAAUUAAUACGAGUUAUUUUUGACAGCGAUCUUAGUCCAUAGUCCUGCUCUGUUGUACCAAAUCGGCUUCUGGCUGCGCAGAUGUCAAUGAUGUCAUGCAGCGAGUGUGCCUCAAAAUCACGUGACGGGCGCAUUUGAAACAAGGCUCGAAGCGCAGCGCUUCAAAAGAUCACGAUGUGUGGACACGUCAGUAUUGUGGAGUGGAGUGAAGUGGAGUGAAGUGGAGUGGAGUGGAGUGGAGUGGAGAAGGAAUGACGCCUCAUUCUCAUUCAAAGAUAUUGUGCAUCUGAAUCAGCAGUAACAAGUCCCGCCAUACAGUAUGUGGCUUUACAAGAAGAAUCAAAUGCCCCUCAUUUAACAUCGCAGACUACCAGAGCUCUGAAAAUUAGUCAUUGGUCUCACCCAGGAAGUCUUGAUGAGAAGUCCUUGAUCAGAUUUCCUGUUGUUAGCACCAUAUCAAAUUUGGAUUGUGAUCUCCUGUAAAAGGUUUGACUAAGCCCUGCUUGGAAAUAAAUUAAUAAAGCCAUGAAGGUCCAGAAGGUUGGCUGGAGCUGCUUUGUGUUCAUUCUGCUCCACAUGACACAUACCGCUUGGACACAGAGAUUUCAGGUUGUUGGACCUUCCUCAGAUGUUCGUGCUUUUGUUGGUGAAGAUGUCAUCCUACCUGCCUCACUCUCACCAGCUAUCAAUGCUGAAGCAUUUCAAUUGAGCUGGUUUCAAGAUGCCUUUGAUUCACCAGUACUUCUGUACCAGAAUCUCAAAAUCACACCUGAACGUCAGAUGCAGGCUUAUAAGGGAAGGACAGCACUUUUCAGAGAAGAGCUGCUGAAUGGAAACGUGUCUCUGAGACUGCAGGAUGUUCGUCUUUCUGACCGUGGGCUCUACAGAUGUUUUGUGGACUCUGGACCAUGGAGAGACGAAGUUCACAUCGCUCUGAACAUUGAGGUUUUAGGUGGCCAGCCCUACAUUUCCAUCAGCUCAACAGAGGACAAACAGACCAGACUGGAGUGCAUGUCUGACAAGUGGGGCACCACACCAGACGUGACCUGGAGGGACAUGAAUGGAGUGGACUUGACACCUGAGUCCAGUGUCACUGAAGUGCGGGACAAUGAGGGAUUUCUCAGAGUCAGGAGCUUCAUCCCCAUCAAGCAGGAGUUCAACGUCUUCUCCUGUCUCAUGAGAAGUAAAGUGCCAAAGCCUGACUGGCAUUCACGCCUUACAGUCUACGUUUUCUCCCCGGGAGUCUUAAGCUGGAUGGUGGUCUUCUGGCUAUCAUUGCUUCUAUAUGUGGCCUUGGCGGCUUUACUGAUAUUUAAAUGGAGGCGAAUGAGAGGACGUAAAGAACGAUAUGAAUCCAAAGUUUGCUUUCUACAACUCUGUAACCUGAGGAGGGAAAUUGAGAAGAUCAAAGCUCCAGUUACAGCUAUGAAGGUUUGUGUUGGUCUGACUUGCAAUCCUGAGUAUUUGCAGACCAUUCUUAAGGUUCUUAAAAGAUACCGUCAUGAAGAUCUCCUCAAGAUCACCGAGUACUUCAGGCCCUGCCUGGCCUAUCUGAUUAAAGCUAAGAUGACAAACAUCCUGGAGAGCCUGGUCAGGAAGAAGAUUCUCACCAAUGAUGAGGCAAAGAUGGUGAAAGUCAAAGAAGAGCCUGAGGCGACAGAGUAUGUGGAGUCCUUCAUCAGUGAAGUAAUGAAGAAGGACAAAAUGGCGUUAAUCAGCCUGUGGGAGGUGCUGGCUGAGCAACUUGAAACAUUCAAAUCACCAAACCUCAUAACAUUAAUGGAGGAGGUGACAGAAGCAAGAAAGAAACUCUUAGAGGAGAUUGACACCAGAAAUGAGCCACCUGUCUUUGACCCUCGUGCUAGAGACCUCCAUGAGACACACAGACAGGCUAUGUGUGAAUCCACGAGAACUCUGGAGGUUCAGGGUUCUCAUGGAUAUCCAUACACCACAGCUGUGAGCUGUGAGACGCGAUACACAGAGUUGGUGGCCAUUAUACAGGACACAAAAAACCAUAAGGAGACUGAACAUGAACUUAUGAAAACUGGGAGGUUUCAUGAAGAGCUCAUGGAGAAAGGAGCAGCAGAGAAAUGUGAACGAAUCUGGAUUGAGCAGCUGUUUAGGAAAAGUCCUGCAAGUGUAAAUCCAGUCAAUAUCAUAGUGGUCAGUGGGAUGGUGGGAAUAGGGAAGACCACCAUGGUUCAAAAGAUCAUGUAUGACUGGGCCAGAGGCACUCAGUACCAGAGGUUUGCAUUUGUGUUCCUGUUUAAAUUUAGAGAACUUAACCUCAUAGACAAUGAGAAUGACCCACAAAUGUCACUGACCAAACUGAUUGAAAAGUACUAUAAAUAUUUCAGUAAUGAUCAACUGAAAGAUGUUCUGAAGAAUCCUAAAUCUCUCCUUUUUAUAUUUGAUGGGCUGGAGGAAUACAAACACAAACUGGACUUCACCCAGAGUCAGCUCUGCUCAAACCAAGACGUUGAGGUGCCUGUCCACAUCCUGGUCACCAGUCUGGUCAGUCGGACAUUAUUGAAGGGCUGUUCAGUCCUGAUAACAAGCAGACCAACAGCCCUGGAAGCCAUGGACAUGGAAAGAGUCGAUCGGUUUGUAGAGAUCUUGGGGUUCUUUCCUGAGCAAAGGCUGAUGUACUGUAAGAAGUUCUUUGGUGACACUGCUCUGGCUGCUGAGUCUUUUCAGUAUGUCAAGGAGAACACCAUCCUGUACUCUAUGUGCUUCAGCCCCUCGUACUGCUGGAUGAUCUGCUCUGCACUGAAGUGCCACUUCAUGACACCUGAAACAGCCAAAAGUGAAGCUGUGCAAGUAGGUCAGUGGCUCUGUGAGACUCAGAAUAAGGAGUUAAUUAGAGACUGCAUUGGAGAGGAUUUAGAGAUGGACUUUAGAAGCACGACUUUAUCUGCUGUGGACUGUGCUGUGUUGGCCACUGUCAUCAGCUGCUGCGGAGAGCUUAAACAACUUGUCCUGUCAGAGACACCUCUGACCCCUGAAUGCAUCAUGAGACUGGAGCCAGGGAUCAGCUGCUGCAGUGUAGUUUGCCUUGCGUCGUGUGGUCUCACUGAUAGAUGUUGCUCAGCUCUCUCUUCUGCUCUUUCUGCUCCACACUCACAGCUGACUGAGCUGCUGCUGUGCGACAACAACAUGGAGGAUUUAGGAGUGGAGCAGCUGUGUGAGGGGCUCAGGAGUCCGAACUGUAAACUGGAGAUAUUGUGGCUGGACUCAUGUGGUCUAACCUCUGCCUGCUGCUCAGCUCUCUCCUCAGUCCUCUCGUCUCCAAACUCACAGUUGACUAUGCUGGCGAUAUUCAACAACAACCUGGGAGAUUCAGGAGCUCAUCAGCUGAGUGAGGGGCUCAGGAGUGACAACUGUAAAUUAAAAGAACUGGGGUUGUGGUCUUGUGGUCUCACCUCGGCCUGCUGCUCAGCUCUCUCCUUGGUGCUCUCGUCUCCAAACUCAAGGUUGACAUAUCUGGACCUGAACAACAACAACCUGGGAGAUUCAGGGGCUCGUCGGCUGAGUGAGGGGCUCAGGAGUGACAACUGUAAAUUAACAGACCUGUGGCUGUGGAAUAACAGGAUCAGUAAGAGUGAGGAGAGGAACCUGAGGUCACUACGGGAUGAGCUAAGGAGUUCUGGACGUUACCUGACUAUCAAUACAUCAUUAUUCUAGCUCUGGUGAUCAGACAGACCCCUGUCAGUGACGGAGUCCCCCGUCCACUCUCCCCUAAAUUCUCCUCUUUCUUCUUUUUAUUCUCCUCUCAGCUCUGCUCCUCAUUUAAUAAACUCUCUGUGUCCCCUCAGUCUGUGUGCUCCUCCUUAAAUGUCACUUUUAUUUUUAACACCUUGAGACCCUCAACUGGUGACAAAACUCAAGCAGACUCAGACCUGCAGACCCCCAAGUUUUACCACUAGAGGCAGUAAAGCAGUGGGG
Molecule: messenger RNA, 4075 nt
Organism: Polypterus senegalus (gray bichir)
Lineage: Eukaryota; Metazoa; Chordata; Cladistia; Polypteriformes; Polypteridae
Product: NACHT, LRR and PYD domains-containing protein 12-like
Exons: 19
Coding region: 656-3814 (1052 amino acids)
Biological process (GO): regulation of apoptotic process
Cellular component (GO): cytoplasm
Source: RefSeq, a predicted model, not a curated record